AUGCAUUUCUCUCCUGCAGCCAUUCUCUUCAUCUCUGUCCUGGGUACACAAGCAGUACCCCUGGCCCUCCCCCGACAGGCAAACAACACCCUCGUGCGCAGACAGGAGGAACCCUAUUCAGUUGUGAAUGUUGGCGGCGCCAACAUCAACGGAAUCGAGACCAGCUCUGCGAUCGAGACCGCGACCGAGACUGUGACCGCUCCCAGUAUCCCUCAGGCUCCCGUGACCGUGACCGUGACUGAUAUGCCAACAUCGACGUCGACACCAGUCAUCACACCGUCUUCAUGGGCUACACCGUCGUCCAGCUCCUGCAUUCCAUCAUUGAGCAGUGUACCAGCUUGGCCGACGCCUUUGCCGGGGGACGACCAUCCCGUCUACCCUCGGAGCUUCAACCUCACUCACAAAUCUCCUCUGCCUCCUAAGAGCUUCCGGAGAUCGCUCUCGAGCACCAACAGCACCGGCCCUCAUGUUUUCAAAGCUCGCAGUGACAAUGCAACUGAGACGGUGCCGAUUUCAGCUCGCACAUUGUUGAACGGCACAAUCGCAGCUGGCAGCGGCCUCUUUGCGCGGGCUCUCAACCAGACAGGCCGUGUGUACUAG
Messenger RNA from Aspergillus thermomutatus, 600 nucleotides. RefSeq lists its product as uncharacterized. Lineage: Eukaryota; Fungi; Ascomycota; Eurotiomycetes; Eurotiales; Aspergillaceae. The record is from RefSeq and is a predicted model, not a curated record. Bases 1 to 600 code for a protein of 199 amino acids. The transcript has a single exon.